CGGGGCCUGGAGCGCAGCGGCGUGCGGGCGGAGAGCGAGCAGGAGCGCCGUGGAGAGAAAGGCGCUGAUGACAGCUGUCAGUGCCGACAAAAACCUCCUCACACUGCCCAAUACAACCCUGAAUGGCUCUCCCCUAAACCUCAAGGCGAUAAGGAACAAGACUCGGCCAGGAUUGCGACCUUUUUAAAAGGCGCCAGAAAAAAGCUUUACACAUCAGAUGCUUAGCUCCUAUGCUAAUGACGAAAUGGGGACUCAAGGCUCAGGCAGAAAACGUGCUCCUUUGAAAGAUCGAUUCUCAGCAGAGGAUGAUGCUUUGAGUAGCAUCGCUCGGGAGGCUGAGGCGAGGCUGGCAGCGAAGAGGGCGGCUCGAGCAGAAGCCAGGGAUAUUCGAAUGAAGGAACUUGAACGGCAGCAGAAGGAGCUUUCUUACCACUCAUCCAGCAGUAGCAACAAAAAAUGGGGUCAGAUCCACCAGUGGAUGGCCGAAACAGAAAAAGCCAGAGCUUCUAGUAGUAGUAGGUCCAGCAGCCGUCAUCAUCGGAGGCUGGAUGAUGACGUCAUGUCAGUCCACAGCUACAGGUCAACAUCCUCAGCUGUCCGGGACUUGGGAUCUAACAAGAGUCGAUCCAGUUCUCGUAAAAAGGAUCCAUUGUCCGAUAGCCUCUCCAAUAGGUCUCUGCUCAAGAGUUCCCGCUCCACUAGUUCUGUGUACAAUGACCUGCACAGCCACAAAAAGGGUUCAUCUAGCUCCUCCAAGAAGGACCUGCUGACUGGACUUUACCAUGAUCAAAGGACCUACUCCAGCCUUGCGAAGACCAAACCAACUCCUCUGUCCUCCACUUCCACCUAUCAGCCACGGAGCACCACUUCCUCAUCCUCCACCACUGGCACAGCGCUGCCUCGCAGCUACAGCAUGGCCUCCAUUUAUGAUGACACUGGUCUUUACGGCUCAGGCUACAGUUCAAGAGCUCCGUCUGAGUACAGCUGGUACUCCUCUGGAGCCAGCUCCACUCGCAGCAGCCCUGUGCACUCCUCAGAUGAUGACACAGUCAGCAGUGUGUCCCAGGAACGCUACAGCCGGAGCCGGAGGAACAGUGCGUCAUCUGACUUCUCGGACAUUAGCGAGUCAGCUGCUGAUUAUUUCAGCCGCUCCAACCGGAGGGGCAGUAUUGUCUCUGACCUUGAUGAUUUGAGCAUUCCAGAUUUGGACGGUCUGGAUGAAAAAUGCGACAAGCAGUACUCGGAUUACAGUCGGCCAUCGUCCCGCUGUGCCACUCCCGGCCUCUCAGCAGCCACCCUGGCAUCGCUGGGGGGAACGUCUUCAAGAAGAGGAAGCGCAGACACUGGUAGCGUCUAUGACCCUGACACCAGUCUCAGUGAGCUUCGGGAUAUCUAUGAACUAAAGGACCAGAUUCAGGAUGUAGAAGGGCGGUACAUGCAAGGGCUUAAAGAGCUGAAGGAGUCACUUGCAGAGGUGGAUGAAAAGUAUAAGAAAGCUAUGGUAUCGAACGCGCAGUUGGACAAUGACAAAGGGAACCUCAUCUAUCAAGUGGACACACUCAAGGAUGUGAUUGAAGAGAUGGAGGAGCAGAUGGCAGAGAUGAAGCGGGAGCUGGAAGACAAGUCGAAGGAACUAGAAAGACAGAAACACACAUGCUCAGUUCUGCAGCAUAAACAAGAAGAACUAAAAGAAGGAAUACGCCAGAGAGAUGAACUCAUAGAGGAGAGCCAGCGAAUGCAGACUAAGUUAGAUGCCCUCACCAGAGAGGUGUUUGAUCUUCAAGAAACAAUAAACUGGAAGGACAAAAAGAUGGCGGCCCUAGAGAGGCAGAAAGAAUACUUUGAUUGCAUUAGGAAUGAGAGAGACGAGCUCAGAGAUGAGCUCGCUGACAUCAAGGGAAAGUCCAAGCCAGGAGAGAAACAUGGGAUGGUCAUCAUCCCAGACGGCACACCAAACGGAGACGUCAACCACGAGCCGCUCUCCUCAGGGAUCACUCUGGUCUCCCAGGAGGCCGCUCAGGUGCUGGAGGCUGCAGGGGAAGGUCCGCUGGACGUCAGGCUACUGAAGCUGGCGGAGGAGAAGGAAGAACUGCUGGCUCAGAUCAGGAAGCUGAAGAAUCAGCUGGAAGACGAGAGACAGAAGCACUCGAAGGUGGACAGUGCUUACCCCGACGGGGAGAGGAUGGAGAACGGUACCGACUUGCACUUUAUCGAGAUGCAGAGAGAUUCCAACAGACAGAUAAGUGAAUACAAGUUCAAGCUUUCCAAGGCAGAACAGGAAAUGGGUACAAUGGAACAAAACAUUACUAGACUUGAAGGGCAAGUGUCCCGCUACAAGUCAGCAGCUGAUAACUCAGAGAAAAUAGAAGAUGAACUCAAGGCAGAAAAACGGAAACUUCAAAGAGAGCUUCGCACAGCUCUGGACAAGAAUGAGGAGAUGGAGAUGACCAACAACCACCUCGUGAAGCGGCUGGAGAAGAUGAAGGCCAACAGGAACGCCCUCCUCUCCCAGCAGUGAGGCCGGGCAGCAUCACCACAGACGCCCUUAAACUCGCACCUCCGACCUCUUACCUCUGCCGAGCUACGUCUGGAGCACAUUUCCGUUUUCAGCUGUAACAUUUUAAGAUCUGUAGCUAACCAAAAACACUUAGCGGGGACAACAAUUGAACUGUCUCUUCAUAUUUUUUUUUUUUGCUUGUUUUUUCGUUUGUUUGUUUUGUUUUGUUUUUUUAACCGGAAACAUUAAUUUUGUCCGACGGGCCGCCGGCGCUUUUCAAGGAAUCCCUCAGAAACAAAACUAAUACAGAUGUAAAGGCUGCCGGGAGAUGCAUCUGAGGACAUUUCUCUAGUCACUACUCAGUUUUCAGACAUUUGUACUACAUCAUGUUAUCCAGAAGUUGGGUGCUUGGCUUUUUCUUUUUUUUUUUCUCCUUUUUUGAUAAUUUGCAUGAAUGGGUAUUUUGAUGCUUUUAAACACCUACGGCUGCUCCGAGCCCGCACCUUCCCAGCGUCCCCUCACACAGUGAAGUGCCUUUUCACACUGGGAGUUCGGGGGUCUGCACCGCUAAAUGAAAUGUUUUAACAGGUACAGUAUGAUGUAUUAAAAAAAAAACUACAAAAACAAAAAAAGAAGUAGGUGCAGUCGUUAUAUGAACAUAUAUAGAAACAACUGUGUCUGAUGCGGUUUCUUUGAUUUCUUUUUUUUUUCUUUCCAAAUAUUUAAAAGAUUUCUUGAAAAUAAAUGUGUAAUUUGCAAA
Molecule: messenger RNA, 3257 nt
Organism: Cololabis saira (Pacific saury)
Lineage: Eukaryota; Metazoa; Chordata; Actinopteri; Beloniformes; Belonidae
Gene: lrrfip2
Product: leucine rich repeat (in FLII) interacting protein 2
Exons: 27
Coding region: 218-2518 (766 amino acids)
Biological process (GO): regulation of DNA-templated transcription
Source: RefSeq, a predicted model, not a curated record